GCUGCUUCUCAAAGUUGGCGGGAAAGCAGCGGCACGGAGGAAUGGCUGCGGCUGCGGACUCGUUCUCAGGCGGCUCCACGGCUGUGCGGCUGCCUAGGUCGCCGCCACUCAAGGUGCUGGCAGAGCAGCUGCGGCGAGAUGCGGAGGGCGGCCCAGGCGCGUGGCGCCUGUCUCGGGCGGCGGCGGGCCGCGGGCCGCUGGCGCUGGCGGUCGUGUGGAUGCAGGGCACGGUGAUGAUGGCGGACCGCGGCGAGGCCAGGCUGCGGGACCCGAGCGGGGCCUUUUCGGUCCGCGGCCUGGAGCGGGUGCCGCGCGGGCGACCCUGCCUCGUCCCAGGAAAGUAUGUGAUGGUGAUGGGAGUGGUGCAGGCCUGCAGCCCCGAGCCAUGCCUGCAGGCUGUGAAGAUGACAGACCUUUCUGAUAAUCCCAUCCAUGAAAGUAUGUGGGAACUGGAAGUGGAAGAUCUACACAGGAAUAUUCCUUAGAUGAUGUUGGAACUGUCGUUAAAAACAACCAAAAUCCUGGAACGAUUUAAAACUCAUAAUGAUGUGGAUUUCAUGGACAUUUUUCAAUGCGUAUUUUUCAAAAGUUUCUCAGAGAGCCUUGCUGUGGCUGACCAAGGAGUCCGGAUGUAGGAAUGUUUAAAUCCUGGGAUACUUCAGUGACAGCCUCUGCUGCCCCUUGCUUUGCCUGUGUUUGCUGAUAAAAAGCAAAUGCUUUUUGUUUUCCUGGUGUAUGUGUGUGUGUGUUAAUUCUCUCUCUUUUUCUCUCGGACACAGAGGUCUCAUGUUGCAUUUUCCAAAUUUUAUGCCUGACGAUGCUUUUUCCAUUACUGCUAUGUCCCUGUUUUAUGAUGCAAAAUUUAUCUCAGUCAUUGCCUGUGGUGAUUGAAGUGUGGCUAUUGGCAGGAAGACAGAAUGUGUAAAAAAGGAAUGACAUGGCUCCUCAUCUUCUUCAUCAGCAACUACCAUAACCAGUUUGCAAGUCAAAUGGCAUUUCCUAACAGCAGGCACGGUGGCCCCAGAAAGACAACAGCUCCCUUUCUGCUUUGGACACCACUCAAACAUUUAGAUACCACUCUAUCCAUUUCCCUCGGCUAGAGAAGGUAAUACCUACUUUCAUCACUCAGAAAUGUUGAGACGUUUUCAGAAUUUCUUGUUGAAAAGAAAAACAUCAAGAUUAACUUUGGGAGGCCCAGGCGGGUGGAUCACGAGGUCAAGAGAUCGAGACCAUUCUGGUCAACAUGGUGAAACCCUGUCUCUACUAAAAAUAUAAAAAAUUAGCUGGGCAUGGUGGCGCGUGCCUGUAAUCCCAGCUACUCGGGAGGCUGAGGCAGGAGAAUUGCCUGAACCCAGGAGGCGGAGGUUGCAGUGAGCCAAAAUCGCGCCAUUGCACUCCAACCUGGGUAACAAGAGCGAAACUCCGUCUCAAAAAAAAAAAAAAGAUUAAGGAUGUCUUUCAGGCCUUAGCUAAACUUCCACUUCAUAACUUUGGGAGAGACACGGCAAGCCUCCUGGUUUAGAGUUCUUUUGUCUUUUUGUAUGGAAUGACUUUGCUGUGAUUUGAACGUUGGCUUUUUGCUGUCUGCUUAGUACCCAUGCCUAAGUUUUUGAGAUUGUACAUAUCAAGGGAGUUAGGUUAUGUUCUGACAUGGUUGUAGACUUUCACCAGGAUUAUUGAUAUUGUAGUUCUAAUAAAUUGUUUAAUAUGCUGUAUGGGUUGUUUUUUAAAUAG
This is a messenger RNA of Callithrix jacchus (white-tufted-ear marmoset), 1734 nucleotides long. Its product is annotated as recQ-mediated genome instability protein 2. The record is from RefSeq and is a predicted model, not a curated record. Gene Ontology annotation, cellular component: nuclear speck; cytosol. NCBI's taxonomy places the organism in Eukaryota, Metazoa, Chordata, Mammalia, Primates, Cebidae. Gene Ontology annotation, biological process: negative regulation of double-strand break repair via homologous recombination; regulation of sister chromatid segregation; maintenance of rDNA.